Acipenser ruthenus (sterlet) is the source of this 2496-nucleotide messenger RNA. RefSeq names its product RUN domain containing 1 (gene rundc1). The record is from RefSeq and is a predicted model, not a curated record. Bases 410 to 2113 code for a protein of 567 amino acids. Lineage: Eukaryota; Metazoa; Chordata; Actinopteri; Acipenseriformes; Acipenseridae. The transcript is spliced from 5 exons.
UCAUUCUGCGCAGAUUGUGCGCAGAAUCUGACCAAUUUAGCCAAUGGGUGCGCUCACAGAAAUCAUUCUUAGAAGAUCAUUGACUAAAUUGGUCAGGUUCUGCACAUAAUCUGCGCAGAAUAAUCUCCCUGAACGCACCCUAUGUAUAGUAUAUCUUCGCAUUUUGAUCUGGGGUGGCAAUCUGCUAAAUCGACGCUCUAUUUUGGUUUGCGUGUUGGUUUGUGGGCAGUGCUUGGGUUUAGCCGACGUCACCUAUGCUAAGCUUUUUCCAAAAUGGCUUACACCUGCUGACUCCGUUGUAAUGACAGCAACUGGGAUCUGUUUAGGUUUUUAUUUUUAAUUUCCUUAAGUAAUCAUAAAUCUAAUCAAACAAAAAAAACAUAACAAAGUAAAAAAAACACAAACAAACAUGUCAACCGAGGAACUGUCAACGUCGGACAGCGAGCCGGGGUUUGCCGGUGGAAUACGGUGGGCGCCUGUGGGAGCGGUGGCAAACUCGGAGGAAGAGAAUGAGGUGAACGUGAAGAGGUGUCCCCCGGAGCCGCAGCCGAUAGGUUUUGUGUCGGCAGGAGGGACGGCAGAGAUGGCUGAGAAACUCAUGAAGCUGGAGGAAGAACAGGAUCUCCUCAACUCGUCCCUGCUGGCCCUCACCUCCCAUUUCGCCCAAGUGCAAUUCCGGCUGAAGCAGAUCGUGCACGCCCAGAGCGAGGAGAAGGAGAAGCUGUUGCUGGAGCUCGAAGAAUUCGCUUUCAAAGGCUGCCCUCACGUUUUGGGAAGCUGGGCUCAGGAGGCACAGCUGCUAGAAAACUCGAGCGAGCGAGAGAAGCGGGAGCGCCUGGAAGCCCAGCGAGGGAAGCAGCGAGAGUUGAUCAUCCAGCUCAAGACCCAGCUCGAUGACCUGGAGAGGUUUGCCUAUCAGGAGGGGAAUUACGACUCGCUCCCCCAGGCCAUGGUCAUGGAGAGGCAGCGGGUAAUCAUUGAUGAGCUAAUUAAGAAGCUGGAUGUGAAUCUGAACGACGAUAUCGGCAGCCUGUCCCCUGAAGAGCUGCGCCAGAGAGUGGACUCUGCCAUCGCACAGGUUGUCAACCCAGCACGAGUCAAAGAGCAGCUGGUGGAGCAGCUGAAAACACAGAUCCGGGACCUCGAGAUGUUCAUCAGCUUCAUCCAAGAUGAAGUUGGAAGCCCCAUGCAGUGUGGACACUCCACAAGCCCCGGUAUGAGAGUGCCUCCUGGCAGAAAGAAAGUGGAUCCCGAGCAGGUGAAGAAGAUCAGAGAAACGGGACUGCAGCUGAUGAGGCGGGCUCUGGCCGUGCUGCAGAUCUUCGCUGUCAGUCAGUUUGGCUGUGCCACCGGGCAGGUCCCCCGUGGGCUGUGGCAGCAGGAUGAGUGGAGCCAGGACUUCACGCCCCUGCUGCAGAAGCUGGAGUCAUCGGUGGAGAAGGUGAGGCAGCAGGCUCUGAGGAGGCAGCAACACGAGGAACACAUCAUCAGCUACACCAGCUCUCGCAGUGCCUCUGCAGGGAGCAGGGACGAGCUGACAGCCGCCGUGCGCAAAGAGCUGGCCAUGGCUCUGCGGGAUCUCCUGGCCCAUGGUCUCUACGCUCCCUCCCAGGGAAUGAGUCUGGUCCUGGCCCCCAUCUCCUGCCUGCUUCCCACUUUCAGCUCCUCCCCACAAACACUGCACCCCUGGGAGCUCUUUGUCAAGUUCUAUAAUGCCAAAAACGGACGUGCGUUUGUGGAUUCCCCUGCCCGCAAGCUCUCACAGUCUUUCAGCUUGCCUGUGAUGGGGAGCGCCGUGGUGACGCCCAAGCAGUCUCUGCUUUCCGCUAUCCACUCUGUCCUCCAGGAGCACGACCCCUACAAGCGCGGCGCAGACUCAGAGUUCAAGGCACUGGUGUGCAUGGCUCUGAAUGAGCAGCGCCUGGUCUCCUGGGUGAAUCUGAUCUGCAAGUCAGGCGUCCUGGUCCAGUGUCACUACCAGCCCUGGAGCUACAUGGCCCGGACUGGCUUCGAAAGCGGCCUCCAAAUACUGAGCCGGCUGAGCACCUUGCAGUUCAACCUGCCCGUCGACUUGGCCGUACGCCAGCUGAAGAACAUCAGAGAUGCGUUUUGACAAACUACUACAUUUUUUAAAAUAUUGUUAUAUUAAGAAUAUUCUGGACCGGUUCAUUGAUAUCUCCUAGUUGACGGAAACCAUCUAAUUGUCUAUGCCAUGAUCAUCAUUUGUCACACCCAUAUUUACAUUUUUUCACUAUUAAGCAGGUAGAAAGUGAAAGUAAACUUUCCUAAUAAUCCCUGUAUGAACUCUAAACCUGUUGCAUAUUUUGGCUGCCAAGAAGUAUGAAAUUAAUUGGACCAUUUGAGACAAUCUUCCACUUAUUAAUUAGUUAACUGUAAACUAAAAAAACAUGUGUCCAUUCUGGCCAAUGAAAAAAGCAUUAUGAAGUGCUUUCCUUCUAAAUCGAAAUCUGCAUCAUCAGGAACUGGUUCAUGAGU